AUGAACGAGGCACGAACAAUCGUUUUAGUCGGCAAGACGGGCAAUGGCAAAAGCUCGACCGGGAAUAGUUUACUCGGGACAAGGGCGUUUAAGUCCAAGUCUAGCUCAGGCAGUGUUACUGCCACUUGUCAGCUGCAAACGACCACUCUUGAAAAUCGACGCCAGUUUCUUUACGUAAUCGACACUCCCGGGCUAUUUGAUUUUUCGGGUGAAGAUCAUAUAAAGAAAGAAAUUGUGAAAUGCGUGGAAAUGGCUAAAGAUGGUAUCCAUGCGGUUCUGUUUGUCCUGUCCGUAAGGGCCCGUUUUUCGCGCGAAGAAGAAGCUGUUAUAGCGAACAUGAUUGAAAUGUUUGGUGCUAAAAUUACUGAUUACAUGAUUUUACUUUUUACUGGAGGUGAUGACCUGGAAGAAAGCGAAGAGACCCUAGAGGAUUACUUGGGUCGUGACGAGUGUCCCGAGCCCUUGAAGGACAUUAUCGGAAAGUGUGGAAACAGAUGCAUUCUGUUCGAUAACAGGACAAAAGACGAACGUAAGAAAAACGAGCAACUUGAGAAACUUUUUGCUCUAGUUGACGAUGUUGUGAAAGACAAUGACAGCAAACCGUACACUCACGAGCUUUUCAAACUGCAGGCUAAGAAAUUGCGUAUUCAAGAUGAAGUCAAUUCAUCCGAACAGGAGAAAAUGAAGUCAUACGAAGAGCAGCUCAAGCGAAUGACAGAUAUGAUUGAGCUAAAGCUGAAAGUUCAGACUGAAAAGCUUGAAAAGCAACUGGCUAAGGAGAAAGCGGCUCGGCUCAAGGUAGAAAAGGCAGCCAAAGCCACUCACAAAAAGGCAACUCAAGAAAUUCGUAAAGCGAACGAGAAUUUGAAUAAAGCUAUGAUAGAGACCGCGAGGUUACGUCAUGAAGCUGGAAAAACGAGUUGCAUUAUUAUGUAA
Molecule: messenger RNA, 936 nt
Organism: Striga hermonthica
Lineage: Eukaryota; Viridiplantae; Streptophyta; Magnoliopsida; Lamiales; Orobanchaceae
Source: the annotation of a GenBank genome assembly